Messenger RNA from Penicillium angulare, 927 nucleotides. Its product is annotated as putative 26S proteasome-associated ubiquitin C-terminal hydrolase. The transcript has 3 exons. Gene Ontology annotation, cellular component: cytoplasm. The record is from RefSeq and is a predicted model, not a curated record. NCBI's taxonomy places the organism in Eukaryota, Fungi, Ascomycota, Eurotiomycetes, Eurotiales, Aspergillaceae. Bases 1 to 927 code for a protein of 308 amino acids. Gene Ontology annotation, molecular function: cysteine-type deubiquitinase activity. Gene Ontology annotation, biological process: ubiquitin-dependent protein catabolic process; protein deubiquitination.
AUGGCCGACGUAGGUGGUUGGAGCACCAUCGAAUCCGACGAGGGUCUCUUCACCUCUCUCAUCGAGACACUAGGUGUCAAAGAUGUACAAUUCGAAGAACUCAUCUCCAUAGAUGCCGACACAAUACGCUCACUUGGACCAGUCUACGGCGUCAUCUUCCUCUUCAAAUGGACCAAAGAAACAGCCGGUGCUCGUCCCGAAGCACCCCUAGACGGAACCUACGACCCCGAAGCCUCGAUCUUCUUCGCAAACCAAACAAUCCAAAACGCCUGCGGCACUCAAGCAAUCCUCUCCAUAAUCCUAAACAACGAUAACCCACCCUCUCUACAACCCAUAACCCUCGGCACCGAACUCUCAACCUUCAAAGAAUUCACCUCCGGCUUUCCACCCGAUAUCCUGGGCGAAGCGCUCUCGAACAGCGAAGCAAUUCGCAGCGCCCAUAACAGCUUUGCGCGCGCGAGUCCCUUCGCCGACGAAACAGCUCGACCUGAUGAACCGUCCGGAGACGCUUACCAUUUCAUUGCGUACACGAAUGUUAACGGGACUUUGUACGAGCUUGAUGGAUUGCAGCCGCAUCCUAUUAGUCAUGGGGCUUGUGGGGAUUUCGCGGUGCAGGUUGCUGAUGUGUUGAGGAGGAGGGUGGAGAGGUAUCCGGAGGGUGAGACGGGGUUUAAUCUUAUGGCUGUUGUUAGGGAUCCGAGGGGGAGGGCGAGGGAGAUUGGGGAUUCGGAAACGCUUGAGAGGGAGGAGAGGAAGAGGGGGGCUUGGGACUGGGAGAAUACGCUAAGGAGAUGGAAUUUUGUGGGCUUUAUUGGGGAGAUGAUGAAGGGGGUUGUUAGUCAGAAGGAGAGUGGGGGAGGGAAGGAGUAUGAGGCUUGGGUUGAGAAGGCUAAGGGGGAGACGCAGAAGAAGUUGGAGAGGAGGUGA